Messenger RNA from Frieseomelitta varia, 3260 nucleotides. Its product is annotated as U-scoloptoxin(01)-Er1a-like. Gene Ontology annotation, cellular component: extracellular region. NCBI's taxonomy places the organism in Eukaryota, Metazoa, Arthropoda, Insecta, Hymenoptera, Apidae. Bases 2161 to 2685 code for a protein of 174 amino acids. The transcript is spliced from 3 exons. Gene Ontology annotation, molecular function: chitin binding. The record is from RefSeq and is a predicted model, not a curated record.
UCAAAAAUUGUUUAAUACAAUAGUUGUAGAGUUUAAAGGGAGGCAAAAUAUGGCGUAUCAAUUUUUUGUAUGCGUUGAAGUUCAUCUGUAUUUAUUUUUUUUUUUUAAUUGGACCAUAUAUUUCUUUUCAUCAUAAAUCGGAAGAAUAUUAAAUUCCAAGUAAAAAAGUAUUAAGCCACAGUUGUCCUAAAGAUUAAGGAGAUAUUUUACUCAUCAUAUAAUAAUGAACGAUACUCGUAUGAUAAUUUAAUCAACGUCUACAUUGAUGCGUGGCAAGCAAAUGAUCUUAAUGAUCUAUGCAAUUUUCAUUCUCGUGUGCAAGUUGUUAUUUCACGCGAAUCACCCUGUAUAGUAAUACGAAAGCGCAUCGUAGAUUGUCGAUUUAUCGACGGUGAAUAAGAAGCAACUGAGGACAAGACAAGAAAGCUUGCCGGAUCGACUUACGACCUUCUUUCUCCGUGGAGUGUGGACCAGCCUGGAGCGACCAGUUUUUGUAUUCCUCGUGACAGCGCGUAGGGAAAUGCGACAAGAAUUUUCAACGAGCGCCAAUACUCUCGGGCUAUUCACUUUGCCGUGAUCGCGAUCGAUCGAUAAACACGCGAGAUUUCUUCUCCCCAACGACGAUCUUUUUCGUUUAUUUCACUUUCGAUUGAAAUCGAAAGCUGCCAAUUUCACACUAUUGAUUUCUAAAAAAAAAAAAAUCAAAGAAAACUAAGAGACGGAAUUCGGUAACUUUGAAUCUUUAGAAAAUUUUAGAACACCGAUUUUUAUGCAUUUAUGGAGAAUCAAAAUACGUGCGAUGGAUAUAGAAUAUUCAAUAAAUAAUAUUUAAGGUCCAUUCUUUGGUCAUGGAAAUAUAGAAAUAAACAUCCGUAGUCUAGAUGUAUUAUCUUUGCAGCAAUAAUAAUUUGACGAGUAAGAUUCCUGUUCGAGAGAACAGGUGCAUAGACGAAUAAAUCAGGAAUUGACGCGUAUCGCGUCCGUCAUGGUCAAUGACCAGAAAACGGCUAGGGUUUCGUAACCGAUGAGGCCCCCAUGGAAACUCUUAAGUAUUCACAUCCCGAAGAAGAUGGUCGGUGGCGAUGCGACCUCUAACAAAGCACGAGGCCCGGCUUCGACUUGCCCUCGGUUUUCGACAGCUAGAAACCUCUUUUCGGAGCUCUGAUUGGACCACAGCCAACGGCAGACUAUCGUCCCGGCAUCGAAAUCAUCGGAAUUCGUAUGAAGAGGCGCGCUGAUAUAUCCUUCCGUCGUUCAUUUAUAGAAUUUCUUUGCGCACCAGCUACGUCCAACUUUUUCUUAAUUAGCUAACGAAAUUCAAUCUCGCUUAUGCGGCGGGGCUAUUUUCACAUUCCAAGCCGCAUUUGCAUCUGUCCUUCGAACGUCACGUCCUCAGGAUAUUCCUAGAGAAAGAGAGGUGGUUCCUUUCUCGAAGGAAGAAAGGAUGGAGGGACUCGUUUCUUGAGACUUAUCCGUUUGACGUCAAAUUCUCGUUGACCAAGUUUCACGUCAAUCCUAUUUUCACGCAUAGGUGUUCAAUUUCAUAUGGAUCUUAGUUUCUGCGUCGUCACGCAUCUUCAAAAAAGGUGGUACACCGAAUAUAUAUCAUUUUAUAAUAAUUGUCUGUCAAGAAACUUGAAAUUGUGCGAAUGAUACGCGUGUUGAUUUAACUUACGCAGAACAGAUGAGGAUCGAUGUUCUAUCAAAGAAAAGAUCAUCCCGCUUGCAACUCGAUCGAGGAAUGCUACCCUCAUCUUCACUCUGCGCGAAGAGUUCGAUGGAUGGAUCGAAUCGCUGAAUGGAUUUUCAAUCGAACAAACGAUGAAAAUUACGCGAAACUGGUCGAAGGAAUUCGCGGUGGUUGCAUGCGCGGGGGAGGCGUAUCACUCAGCACAUCGGACGGAGAAAUUUGCAUCGGGCCUUCGAGGAUGAUGUGGACGUCUGGAUGGUCAUUGGCAGACCAAACGUGAUGAAAUUGCUAAUUUCUGUCUACCAAGAAUUGGCCAUUCAUACAAUAUUCAAGAUCUUUACGCGCAGGUCACUAUAUAACACCCUUCUACGGAUCGGAUCACCAGUCUUCUCAGGAUCCCCGAUACAUACGAGACAGAACCUAACAGCUCUACCCACCCAGAAGAGAACGACGAAAGCGUUUCAUUCAUCAUGACGAACCGACGGACUUGUCUGAUUUUAUCACUGGCUGUCAUCAUCGCUGUUGUCUGGGGUUUGCCUCAGCAACCCAAGUCUAGGAGACCCAUCCCGGAGUUUAAGAAUAAAACCGGCGGCUUGGAACUACCGGACAACGCCACGCUGAUUCGAGAGAACAUCGUGGACAACUUUUCAUGCCAGGACAGAAUUUAUGGUUAUUACGCCGACAUGGAGAACGAUUGCCAAAUUUUCCACGUUUGCUUGCCGCAGGCUAGGGGUGCGUCAAGAUGGAGCUUCAUCUGCCCUGCGGAGACUGUUUUCAAUCAAGCGACGUUCGUUUGCACGAAAACGGAGAACUCCAUACCCUGCGAGGAGUCUGAGAAAUUCUAUAGCUUGAACGAGGCGAUUGGCAAGGAAGUGGAAGAGGAGGAAAGUGACAUGGAACAGGCGACAAAAGAAUCGGAUGUGGAACCAAUUUCGACCAGACCACCGGCCAGAACGUCGAGGAUUUUGAACAGGAAGAAAUCGAGGAACCAGUGACCUCUUUUUUCGGAAUUUGAAUAAUAAUCUUGUGCGGAACUGUGUGUGUUUGUAAAAAAGAUGAAAGAGACUGUCGAAAGGAUUAACUACGUUUACUUGUCUGAAACGAAAAAAUAAGUUUAUUUGAUACUUAGGUAUAAAUACGGAUAUUUAAAUUAUGAUGAACAGACUGCGAACUUUUAUGCGAAUUCAUAUUUUCGAGAAAUUUAAUUCAGUGCGAUUAUGCAUCAAAAAUUGUACUUUAGACACUUUAUAUACAUCUCCUGCAGUUUUGAAUUUUCUGUAUAAAUGCAUAAAAAUCCGCAGUCUAAUGAUGAGAAUUGUAUGAUAAAAAACGCAUUAGAGAUAUUAGCUAGAAAAAGAAAAAAAUUGUGUAAAAUACAGGAACGUGUUGUAAAUUUAUAAAUAUCUAAAGUAAGAAAAUCGUUGAAAUAAAAGUAUGUUGAAGUCUCGGCGAGAAAUUUAUUGCGUGCAGUGGUUAUACAAGUUAAUUAAUACUGCUAGUUCCAUAUUUAUAAUUAAGCAAUCACGCGCGAAAUGAAGUUACACAAAUGUCCCAAGCCUAGAACGAAACA